This is a messenger RNA of Closterium sp. NIES-65, 3270 nucleotides long. Lineage: Eukaryota; Viridiplantae; Streptophyta; Zygnematophyceae; Desmidiales; Closteriaceae. The record is from the annotation of a GenBank genome assembly.
AUGCCCCCAGGCUUCAUAAGCAUUGACUGCGGGUAUCAGGGGCGGCCGUACCCCUCCCCUCUCAACUUCACCUGGCAGCCCGAUCCCCCCACUGUCUCCGGCACGCCUGCUGUCAUCACCCGCAUCUCGCCAGACGCGGGAAACGGGCGGCCGUACCCCUCUCCCCUCAACUUCACCUGGCAGCCCGAUCCCCCCACCGUCCCCGGCACGCCUGCUGUCAUCACGGGGAUCUCUCCAGAAGCAGGAGACGUGAGGCUGACCACGGAGCUGUCCCUGAGGGCGCCGUUAUCUGGCCGUUACCUGGUGCGCCUGGCCUUCUGGUACAAGAACUACGAUGGCAAGAAUUCACCGCCUGUGUUCAACGUUACCAUAGGGCCCGGAUCAGCAGGACAGGUGGACCUGCGUUCUAUAGGCGACACCCUCUACACGAUUGAAGCCAUCGCCACAGUGAGGGACGCGACCAUGCCCAUCUGCCUGCAGCGGGUGGGGGACGCCCCCCCCAUCAUCAACGCCAUCGAGAUCCGCCCGCUGCCGCCGCUCUCCUACAGCUACCAGCAGCUCAAGGCCGAUGUACUGCUGGUGUGGUGGCGCUUUGCUUGUGGCGACAGCCCUGUCCGAGACCAGACUUUCAGAUACCCCUCGGACCCUGCUGACCGCAUAUGGCAGAUCGACGGCAGCACUCAGUUAGACCACUGGGACCUCCAGCCAUCCAACCUCACACAGCUGGUUACCACCAACGCCACCGUAACCAUCCCUCCGCCCUCACCCCCCAACACCGCCACGGGCACCCCCAUUCCCUCCUCUUCUUCCGUUCUCAACGCUGUGCCGCAGCGGGUGCUGCAGUCUGCUCGUACGGUGCUAGCGCCACCAGCGCUGGCGAAUAGAGGAGCAGGCCAGGCCGCCAUCCCCUUCACAGUCACACCCGAAAACCGGCUAAACAUCAGACUUAGGGUAAAAACCACCGCUAAGAGCCGGAUUCGCCCCGUGACACUUAGCGGGUUGGAAAUAGUCCAGUUGUUUGAGGAGGCACCGGCGGUGGGAGGGGGAGAUGUGGCGGCGCUAGCGUGUGUGAAGACACAGUUUGGGGAACCUGCUGCUAUGGAGGAGUGGGUGGGGGACCCGUGCUACCCUGUGACGUGGCCGGGCGUGCAGUGCAGCUUCAGUGCCAAUGCCACUGCUGUCAUUGGCCUGGACCUGAGUCACUCUGGUCUCUCCGGCUCCAUCCCUGCCUGCAUUUCCAACCUCUCCUCGCUCUCCGCUCUCACGCUCAAUGACAACAGCCUCACAGGCGACAUCCCCUCAUGGCUUGGUUCCCUCUCGAACCUCCACUCCCUCAAGCUGGGAGCCAACCAGCUGGUUGGCAGUGUGCCGAUGUCGCUCUUACAGCUGCCCGAAUUCCUGCACCUCGAUCUCAGCAACAACAACCUCACAGGGCCGUUUCCUUUCAACGCUACUGUCAGCAUCGAUAUCAACAUCGAGGGCAACAACUACCUCUGCCACCCAGACAGGGCCUUCAGCCUUCCUGCCUGCUCGGGCAAUGGCCUUCCAAUCACCUCCCUCUCUCCCUCCUCCCCCUACUCCUCCUCCUCCUCCCCCCCUCCUUCCUCCGACUCCUCCUCCGACCCUGCCAUGAGUACUGUGGCGCUGGUUUUCCUCGUUUUGGGCAUAAUCCUGGGCAUCUGUAUAGUCGCAGCGGCGACGUUUGUCCUGUGGCGCUGGCAGAAAAUGCAGCGGGCCCGGCGGGCAGCAGAGGCGUAUACUGGGGGGGAUCAGUCUUUAUCUGCAGAAACACCUGCAGGAAUGCCAGUAGCAGGUGCAGCAUUAGCAGCUGCACCAGCAGCACCGGCAGCAGCAGCUGCAGCAGCGGCAGCAGCAGCAGCAGCACCUGCAGCAGCAGCUGUCGACUCGAUGAUCCUCUUUGUCUCUCCAGGCUCCCACGUGCGGCGCUUCUCCCUCGCAGACCUCGCAGCAGCAACCGCCAACUUCCACCCCUCCCACAUUAUUGGCUCGGGCGGGUUCGGACCCGUGUUCAAAGGUAUUCUCCCUGAUGGGAGAAUGGUGGCGGCUAAGAAGCGCGACGAGGACUCGUUACAAGGCGAGAAGGAGUUUUAUAACGAGGUGGACCUGCUGUCGCGCGCCCGCCACCCAAAUCUCGUGGAUUUGAUUGGAUUCUGCCGGGAGAGCGGGCAGCAGGUGCUGGUGUACGAGUUCAUGCCGCAUGGGACCGUGCGGGAUCAUUUAUAUGACUCCAUUGGGAAUCCGUUGGGGCACCUGCGCUGGCUGCAACGGCUUCAUAUUGCUCUCAACGCUGCCAGAGGAAUCGAGUACCUGCACACAGGCAUGACCCCCCCCAUCAUCCACCGGGACAUCAAGACCAGCAACAUUCUUCUUGAUGCCAACCUGAGAGCCCACGUGGCUGACUUUGGACUGUCCAGGGAGGGCUCUGUGAGCCGCACGCAUGUGUCAACAAAUGUCAAGGGCACAGCAGGCUACCUGGACCCCGAGUACUACACGGUGCAGCAGCUGACCGACCGCAGUGACGUGUUCAGCUUUGGAGUCGUGCUGCUGGAGUUGAUUUCCGGUCGCCAGCCGAUCGACCUGAACCGGCCAAGAGACGACUGGAGCAUUAUUGACUGGGUGCGGUCGCGGCUGCAGCAAGGGCAAAUAGAAGCUAUUAUAGACCCGACCCUCUCCCCCUCCGAAUUCGACAUUGAGGUCAUGUGGCGCGUGGCAGAGGUGGGCGUGGUGUGCGUCGAGCCGAAAAGCUUCAACCGCCCGAGCAUUUCAGACGUUUGCUUCGAGUUAAACCACGCCAUCCAGCUUGAGGCGGCGGCUGGCCACCCGCCGCCCGGUUUGGGCCACUCGAAUAUCACGUUUGCGAGCAGCGGGGAGGGGAGCAGCAGCAGCGGAUUGGGGGGAAGUCAGGGGUUGAUGAGUGCAGGGGAUGGGAGCAGCAGCGGGACCGGGAGUGGGAGUGGGGGGGUGGGAGGAGGGAAUGGGAGCAGUAAUGCGGCCAUACCUGUGUCAUAUCAACCUGGGGCGAUGGAAGGAGGAGGGGUGGGUUCUGCUGCUGCUGCUAUUGUUGUCAUUCCUGGCACGGAUGCAAGCGCAAAUGCCCCCAGCCUUCCUCCACCUGCCUUCACCACAGCAGCAGCACCAGCAGGGUCACGGUCUUACACUCGGUUCAGUGUAUUCUCUCUGACUGCUUGUGAGUAUGUUGAGGUGUUUCAACAGCAAGCCAUGGCCUGUAGUGGAGUGGACUGCUGUUGA